GAACCCACCCUUCAGUGAUGCCGACCGCAGUGUGUGUAUAUUACUGGCGAGGGAGCCGCUAGGAAGCUAGGAGGAGUUGCGGCAAGGUCGACAACAGCAUCCUGCUCUGAAUUACAGGAAGACUGUAGCUCGACGGACUUAAGUUUGAAGGCGGGGGACGACCGAAACCACCUUUUAUUGGCGGCUGCGUAAGAAAAAGUCAGUAGGUGGCUUAAAGUUUCCAUCUUGUAGCCUCAUGUUUCAUACAAACGAGGAAUUUGUCGUUGUUAGCGUGGUCCGUACGGCUUCCUGAGCGCACAGUUGUGCUCGUGACGGAACAACUUGCUUUAGACCGCUUUGCCGGCCUAACGUGCUGUCUCGUAGACGGUUUACCCAUUAGUUGGCGUUGAGUGUGCCAUGUCGGCGCCAUCAACCGCGGCUCCCGCUUCGGGGGAGAGCGCCCAGACGGAGGCGGAUUCUUUAGCCCCCGACGCGGGGCUGAAGCCACCGGGUCCGUCGCAUAGUCAGAGUCGUUUCCAGGUGGACCUUGUGGCCGAAGCAGCCGCUGCGGUCGUUGACGAGUCGCCGAGUUCUGAAGCUGUCCCAUCCGGCGAGAAGGCCACUCCCGGUGCUCCACCCGAGUACCCGGGCACGAGCAGCGAGGAAGCUAAAGGUCGCUUUCGGGUGGUGAACUUUGCGGACCCGAGCGGAGCCAGCAGCCCGGCUUCUCCGGAGGCAGCGCCCGUCGAAGGGAUGCAGAACGGGGACACGGUGAUGAGCGAGACUAGUUUACAUUCGUCCACUGGCGGCCAGCAUCACUAUCACUAUGACACCCACACGAACACCUAUUACCUGAGGACCUUUGGCCAUAACACCAUCGAUGCCGUGCCCAACAUCGACUUCUACCGACAGACAGCCGCGCCGUUGGGGGAGAAGCUUAUCAGACCCACUCUUUCGGAGUUGCACGAUGAGCUGGACAAGGAACCCUUUGAAGAUGGGUUUGCCAAUGGCGACGAGCUCACACCAGCUGAGGAAGCUGCAGCAAAAGAAGCCGCUGAUUCUAAAGGAGUUGUCAAGUUUGGCUGGAUUAAAGGAGUUCUGGUCCGAUGUAUGUUGAACAUAUGGGGUGUCAUGCUCUUUAUCCGUAUGUCCUGGAUUGUGGGACAGGCUGGAAUUGCUCUAUCUUGCUUGAUUGUUGCCAUGGCCACCGUUGUGACGACGAUCACUGGACUCUCCACUUCUGCCAUCGCAACCAAUGGAUUUGUUCGAGGGGGCGGCGCAUACUACUUGAUUUCAAGAAGUCUGGGCCCCGAGUUUGGCGGCUCUAUCGGUCUAAUCUUUGCCUUUGCCAAUGCAGUGGCAGUGGCCAUGUAUGUGGUGGGCUUUGCUGAAACCGUUGUGGAACUUCUUGCUGGUGUGGAUGCCCUUAUGACAGAUGAAAUCAAUGAUAUUCGAAUUAUUGGAACCAUAACUGUAAUCCUUCUUCUGGGAAUAUCUGUUGCUGGAAUGGAAUGGGAAGCAAAGGCCCAGAUCUUCCUGCUUUUUGUACUCAUCACUGCAAUCAUCAACUACUUCAUUGGAACCUUUAUCCCCGUCAAGUCAAAGGAAACCAUGGGCUUCUUUGGCUAUGAUGGUUCUAUCAUGUGGGAGAACAUGGGUCCUGAUUUUAGGGGAGAAACAUUCUUUUCUGUCUUUGCCAUCUUCUUCCCUGCAGCUACUGGUAUUCUAGCUGGGGCCAACAUUUCUGGAGAUCUUGCAGACCCACAGCUGGCCAUUCCCAGAGGAACACUCCUGGCCAUAUUAAUUACUGGAAUAGUUUAUCUGGGAGUUGCUGUAUCUACAGGUUCCUGUAUUGUGAGAGAUGCCAAUGUCACAGUCAGUUCUCAGUUCGGUUUGAAUUGCACUGAUGCAUCCUGCAAAUUUGGCUACGACUUCUCUGCUUGUAGGAAUGACGGAGUUAAAUGUCCUUACGGUUUACAAAAUGAUUUUCAGGUUAUGAGCAUGGUUUCAGGUUUUGGGCCUAUUAUUACUGCUGGAAUCUUUUCUGCCACUCUUUCUUCAGCACUGGCGUCUUUGGUCAGUGCACCUAAAGUAUUUCAGGCUUUGUGUAAAGACAACAUUUACCCUGGACUUGGAAUGUUUGCCAAAGGUUAUGGCAAGAACAAUGAGCCUCUCCGAGGCUACAUCCUGACAUUUGUGAUUGCUCUUGGGUUCAUCCUAAUUGCUGAGCUGAACAUCAUUGCCCCUAUCAUCUCCAACUUUUUCUUGGCCUCGUAUGCCUUGAUCAACUUUUCUGUGUUCCACGCGUCAUUGGCGAACUCCCCAGGGUGGCGUCCCAGCUUCAAAUACUACAACAUGUGGGUUUCGCUUGCUGGAGCAGUACUGUGCUGUGUGGUAAUGUUUGUCAUCAACUGGUGGGCCGCUCUCUUCACCAACGUCAUUGUUCUGGGACUCUAUAUUUACGUCAGUUAUAAAAAGCCAGAUGUGAACUGGGGCUCUUCGACCCAGGCUUUGACAUACCAUCAGGCUCUCACCCACACUUUGCACCUCAGUGGAGUAGAAGACCACAUUAAGAAUUUCAGACCCCAGUGUUUGGUGAUGACUGGUUACCCUAACUCCCGUCCAGCGCUAUUGGAUCUGGUCCACAGCUUUACCAAGAAUGUUGGCCUGAUGAUCUGCGGUCAUGUUCGCACGGGUUGUAGAAGGCCAAACUUUAAAGAUCUUGCAACAGACCAGUCAAGAUAUCAGCGCUGGCUGCUGAAGAAUGAAACAAAGGCUUUCUAUACAGCUGUGUUUGCAGAAGACAUGAGACAGGGGAGUCAAUAUCUCCUUCAGGCUGCAGGCUUGGGCCGCCUAAAGCCCAACACGCUUGUGCUUGGCUUCAAGAAUGAUUGGAGAGAUGGUGACAUGAUGAAUGUGGAGACGUACAUAAGUAUGAUCCAUGAUGCCUUCGACUUUCAGUACGGUGCAGUUAUUUUAAGAUUGAAAGAAGGAUUGGAUGUGUCACAUAUCCAUGGACAAGAUGAUUUGCUGUCCUCCCAAGAGAAGUCUUCUGGAAUGAAAGAUGUGAUUGUGUCCAUUGACACCAGCAAAGAAUCUGACGGGGAUUCAUCUAAGCCAUCUUCCAAAGCUACAAGCCUCCAAAACAGUCCGGCUGUACAGAAAGAUGAAGAAGAUGAUGGCAAAGCUACAUCCCAGCCCCUGUUGAAAAAAGACAAGAAGAAUAUGAAUGUACCGUUGAACGUGUCGGACCAGAGACUGUUAGAGGCGAGCCAGCAGUUCCAGAAGAAACAAGGGAAGGGAACAGUUGAUGUCUGGUGGCUGUUUGAUGAUGGAGGUUUGACUCUACUGAUUCCCUAUUUAUUGACCAACAAGAAACGCUGGAAAGAUUGCAAGAUUCGUGUGUUUAUUGGUGGCAAGAUAAACAGGAUUGAUCAUGACCGCCGAGCGAUGGCAACUCUUUUGAGCAAGUUCAGGAUAGACUUCUCAGACAUCACUGUGCUGGGGGAUGUCAACACCAAGCCCAAAAAAGAGCACUUUGCCGCCUUUGAAGAGUUGAUUGAGCCUUAUCGGUUGAAGGAAGAUGACAUGGAGCCAGAAGCAGCUGAACGUUUGAAAAACAGCGAGCCAUGGAGGAUCACAGACAAUGAGCUGGAGCUUUAUCGUGCCAAGACUAAUCGUCAGAUCAGACUUAACGAGCUACUGAAGGAACACUCCAACACGGCCAACCUCAUUGUAAUGAGCCUGCCACUGGCCAGGAAAGGUGCAGUGUCGAGUGCUCUGUACAUGGCCUGGUUGGAGGUGUUGUCAAAGGACCUGCCACCCAUCCUUCUGGUCCGUGGCAACCACCAGAGUGUCCUAACCUUCUAUUCUUAAAAAGCAUUCAAAAAAAACUUACAUUCAACUGUCUGUUAGCAGACCCCUUAUAUAUAUAUAGAUAUAUAUAUAUUCCAGACAUAGCUACAUAACUCCAAGCUAUGUGCACACUGUUUUUAAGGAACGUGAAUAAAGUGUAGAAAGGUUUAAGAUGAGGAAAAAUACAAUCAAGUGUGAGUGUAAGGUGCUUUUUGUAAAACGUACCCACUUGCUCACUUUUUUUUUUUGUUGCUAAAAUGUCUGUAUUUUCUCAUGUAUCUCCAAUCUGAUUCACACAAGGAGAUGUCAAUUUCUCCAAACGGUUUUUGAGAACUGGUUAUAAAGGUUUUCACGCCAUGUUCACUUUGUUGUGAUGCGGGAUGGUCACACUUGUUACAUUUACCGGACUCGUUGUAAUGUUUGUAAAGCCUCAAUAAGUAACUUGCCGCUUUCCUUCAAUGUUUGGAGAGAAGCACGUAGAAUGCUUUACGACACCGCCUUAUGGAUGUGCCUUCCAGUUUAAUCAGAUAUUAAUCUCUAGUUAGAUGAUAAUAUAAUUGUAUUAGUUGGUAGUUUUAUUGAUUUUUGAAUUUGAUUCCUAUUAGUGGAGUGCAUUGCAUGGAUUAAAGGUGUCCCUUUAAUGGCAUGAAGACUUUCUACCAGUUCUUCCCCCCUUUGUUUUGGGCUGUCGUGUUGUUCUUUUGACUAACUUUUAAGUCUUCCUUAAUAAAUGUUCAUUUUUCUAAAGCCUCAAUCACACUGUUGAGGAGAGACAGCGAGAACCAAAAGUGUUUUUUGGCAUGUGGCAAAAUGGAGUUUGCCAUGUGGCAAUUUUUUUGCUAUGCGGCAAAAUUAAUUUUGCCAUGUGGCAUUUUUUUCGCCAUGUGGCAUUGUUUUUGCUAUGUGUUUUUUUUUUUUUUUUUUUUUUUUUUUUUUUUUUGCCAUGUGGCAUUUUUUGCCAUGUGGCAAGAUGGAUUUUGCCAUGUGACUUUUUUUUUUUUGCCAUGUGGCAUUUUUUUGCCAUAUGGAUGAAAAUGGAUUUUGCCUUGUGGCAUUUUUGUUUUUUUGCCUUGUGACCUUUUUUUGUUGUGUGGCAAAAUGGAUUUUGCCAUGUGGCAUUUUUUUUUGCCACGUGGCCUUUUUUUUUGCCAUGUGACUUUUUUGGGGGGGUAUGUGGCAAAAUGGAUUUUGCCAUGUGGCAAAGUGGAUUUUGCCAUGUGGCCUUUUUUUGGCAUGUGACUUUUUUGGGGGUAUGUGGCAAAAUGGAUUUUGCCAUGUGGCCUUUUUGGGGUGGUAUGUGGAAAAAUGGAUUUUGCCAUAUGGCAAAAUGGAUUUUGACAUGUGGCAUUUUUUUUGACAUGUGGCAAAAUUGAUUUUUCCACGUUGCAUUUUUUUUUUUUUUUUUUUUUUUUUUUUUUGCCACGUGGCAAAAUGGAUUUUGCCAUGUGGCUUUUUUUUUUGCCAUGUGGCAUUUUUUUGGGGGGGUAUGUGGCAAAAAGGAUUUUGGUUUGUGGCUUUAUUUUUUAUUUUUUUUGGUCAGUGGAUUUUUUUGUUUUUUUGUUUUUUUGUACAUGGCAUUUUAGCAGGCCAUGCAUGUCCAAAUUUUCCCAUUCAUUUUAAAUGGCAGAAAACGUGUGGCUGAUUUUUUAAUAUACAUUUACCAUUACAGCCAUCACCACAUGGCAAAAAAAUGCCACAUGGCAAAAUCUAUUUUGCCACAUGGCAAGAAAAAUGCCACAUGGCAAAAUCCAUUUUGCCAAAUACCACUUUUAGUUCUUCGCCCUGCUACUGUUAUGGUCACCGUUAGGCUUUCAGGCAAGCAUUUGUGGAUUGGUCUUAGAAUGUUAUUUUAUUUGUACUUUUUCAUUAGCUAUAGUAUUCAAACACAAAUCUGCUGUAUCUCAUGUAGCUUCACAUGAACGGAAUUGUUUCAUGUUUUGUUCUCGUCUUCCCAUGAACGCGAAUGCCACUACCCAACAAGCUAGUUUGCCUUAAUACCAGAAAUAACGAAAGUUUUUGUAAGCCAUACUGGAGAGGUCACAUCUUGUUUUCAACACCAUUGAAUAGACCACAUUUAUAUAUACAGUAUAUAUGUAUGUACGAUAUAUAAUCACCGUCCUCCCCCCAAUAUAUUGCUUGAUGUAGCUCAGCUCUGCUAGGAGCUGCCUCUGUGGUGACUCAACCUAUAACGCAUCCACCGUUAGUGUCACCAUACACUUUAGAUUUACUCAAGUACUCAGGCCCCUCUCAACCCCUUUGUUAUCUUGUUUGCCAUCAGAAUGUAUGAUGAACUGCUAGUCUUAUCCAAAAGUGACUUUUUUUCUCCCCCAAACUUGGAAGGCUCGCAGUUCUGAGUAAUGUGACAUUAGAAUGGGUUAAGUCUGUAUACCUCUAUGCAUUUCAGAUUGUAUAACGUGUAAUAAAGUCCAUGUCAAUUUGAAAGGCCCUACUUGAGUCACUUCAUUAGAAGUUCUCCUACUUCGAAAUGAUGGGCGGGUUUGAAAUUUUCAUGGUAAGUGCAUAUCCACUGUGACAGACAAUCUAAAGAAAGAAAUCCAGAAAUCACAGUGUAUGAUUUUCCAACAAUUUACAGUGGAGCAAAUAAGUAUGGCACCGGUUUUAACUCAUUAUUGGUAUAAAACACCUGUCCA
This is a messenger RNA of Corythoichthys intestinalis (scribbled pipefish), 6485 nucleotides long. It is a transcript of the gene slc12a2, whose product is annotated as solute carrier family 12 member 2. Bases 397 to 3855 code for a protein of 1152 amino acids. Gene Ontology annotation, cellular component: apical plasma membrane. The transcript is spliced from 27 exons. Gene Ontology annotation, biological process: sodium ion transmembrane transport; chloride ion homeostasis; potassium ion homeostasis. NCBI's taxonomy places the organism in Eukaryota, Metazoa, Chordata, Actinopteri, Syngnathiformes, Syngnathidae. The record is from RefSeq and is a predicted model, not a curated record. Gene Ontology annotation, molecular function: sodium:potassium:chloride symporter activity; ammonium channel activity.